Molecule: messenger RNA, 11248 nt
Organism: Patiria miniata (bat star)
Lineage: Eukaryota; Metazoa; Echinodermata; Asteroidea; Valvatida; Asterinidae
Exons: 36
Coding region: 1-11142 (3713 amino acids)
Molecular function (GO): protein binding; calcium ion binding
Source: RefSeq, a predicted model, not a curated record
AUGUUCUGUUCCUCGGAUUGUAAGAGGGUGUCGCGACAAACUUCCGAGAACGAAGUCCUACCAGGCGCCACCGGGGAGAUCCGUGAGUCAGCUGCCCGGCUGGGAGCGCUCAUCUCCCCGCUGACGGAGCGUCCAACAGAGCUAGUCUUCGUGCUUGACGCAACUCAGAGCGUACGCGCCAAGCGCUUCAAGCAGGUCGUCAAGCCUUUCGCCCGGGACGUCGCGUCUCUGUUCUCGCACGCCUCCAACCGGACCAGGCCGGCGGUUGUUGCCUUCGCGAGCUGCCAGAAGGUGGAGACUGGAGUCGACUUUAUUGGGGCGUCGUCAUCUUCUGACUUCUCGAAAUGUGAUUUCUUGGAGUCGUUGGAAGCGGUUGACUAUAUCGGAGGCCCGGGAUCGUGCUUGGGAGGGGGCAUGAUGAGAGCUUAUGAGAUUUUAGAGGCUGCAAGACCUGGAUCCGAAAGAUUGGUGGUCCUUCUAACGGACGGCCGGUCACGCGGGGAGGAUUCGCCCACAGAGUAUGCACAGCGCAUGCGCACAGACGGGACCAACAUCGUCGCCUUCGGCAUCGGCAAAGGAGCGAACAAGAAGGAGCUGGUUGCCAUAGCGACGGCUGAUCGUAUGUUCCGUUUGGAUAAGUGGGAGGAUUUGCAGCCUUUGGCGGCUGUUCUUACGGAAGAGAUACCUCCACCACGCCCAACGUUCCUGUACGUCGACACCGACCGUUGCAGCGGCCUCUGCGCGGCGGAAAACGGCCCGUGUUGCGAUUCUAGAGCACGGUGCGCCUGCCAAACGGACAGCGGGAGAUUUGAGUGCGUCUGUCAGCCAGGCUACAUCGGGGAUGGCAGCGUCGGGAACUGCUCGGCUGUUCCUGUCACCGAGAAGUUUUGCCUUACUCCCGUCCCUCCCUCCGACGGAGGUGUGGUCUGCGAUGACCUUGAGUACAGCAUUGGCACCGAGUGUUCGUUCAGCUGUAAGGAGGGCUUUGUAUUGGCCAACAAUGCACCAAUCACCUGUGAGCUUACGGAGGAGGGCCGAGCAGUUUGGAAUGGUCUGACUCCAGGAUGCGAAGCCAUUCCCGAUAUUGAGCAGUUUUGCGGUGUUCCCAAUUCCCCCACUGAUGGACAAGUGGUUUGUGAUGACUCGGCAUAUAGCAUUGGCGCUACGUGUUCUUUUGUUUGUGACGAGGGCUUUCUAUUGGAUAACGAUGGACCAAUCACCUGCGAGAUUACAGAGGAUGGUCAAGCAAUUUGGAGGGGUGCAGCACCUGAAUGCGAAGCCAUUCCCGUUACAGAGAAGUUCUGUGCUGUUCCAAGUUCCCCUGCUGACGGACAAGUAGUUUGCAACGACCAAGAUUACAGCAUUGGCACUGAGUGUUCUUUCACCUGUAAUGAAGGAUUUCAAUUGGCCAACGAUGGACCAAUCAUCUGCAACGUUACAGAGGAUGGUCAAGCGAUGUGGAGGGGUGGAACUCCUGAAUGUGAAGCCAUUCCAGUAACUGAGAGCUUCUGCAUAGCUCCCAAUUCCCCCACGAAUGGUCAGGUUGUUUGUGCUGACCCCGAGUACAGCAUUGGUACUGAAUGUUCGCUCAACUGCAACGAAGGAUUUCAAUUGGCUAACGAUGAACCAAUCAUCUGCGAGAUUACUGAGGAUGGGGAACCGGUUUGGAGCAGUCCAACUCUCGAUUGUGAAGCUGUUCCGGUUAUUGAGCAGUUCUGUGCCGUUCCCAGUUUCCCUGCUAAUGGACAAGUGGUUUGCGAUGACUCUGAUCACAUUGUGGGCACAGUGUGUUCGUUUAUCUGUAGCAAGGGCUUUGUAUUGUCCAACGAUGGACCAAUAGUCUGUGAGAUUACAGAGGAUGGCGAAGCGGUGUGGAUUGGACAUACACCAGAAUGUGACGACCUUCCACCCCCGUUCUGGCUAAAUUGUCCCAAUAAUACAGUCGUGCCGACUGACCACCGCCGCCCGUCUGCCACGGUCACGUGGACUGUCCCCCAGGCCCAAUCUAGCGGUCAGUUGACUGUCGCCUCUACUGCUGAGCCGCCAGUAGUCUUACGAAUCGGAACGACCCAAGUCGGGUAUACAGCCACUGAUGAAAUGGGACGACAUGCCGAGUGCUCAUUCAGUGUUGAAGUUGUAGAUGAGGAGCCGCCAAUAAUUCUCACGUGCCCCGCAGACGUGAUGGAAAUCACCGGCUCCCAGACCCUCCAGGUUUCAUGGGACACACCGAGGUUUAAGGACAACUCAGAGGUCGUAUCCAUGGAAACCAGUAGUCAGGCUGAUGGCAUCUUGGCAACCCUCGAUGCACCCAAGGAGGUGUGGUACCAGGCCCAAGACGAAGCCGGGCACCAUGCGUAUUGCAACUUCACGGUGUCCUUAAAACCCUAUGAGUGUCCCUACAUGGAACCACCUCUCCACGGUGCCCUGUUAUGUGAGAGCUGGCUGGACGAUGGUUCUGUCUGCGCUGUCUCCUGUCAAGAGGGGUACGAUUUCCACCGGCCCCCUGCUGCACUCUACGUGUGUUCUCCAUCGUCGGGGGAUGUGGGAACCAGUGAAUGGCAGGCGCUGGAUGUCAGCACGGCAGCCUUGCAGAAUUUGGGCAAUGCUUGGCCUCAGUGCUUCAAAAAAGUUGGGGACACUGGAUCACCGUCCAAGAAAUCCAUCCGCUAUUUCGACGGUCCCUGCAGCACGGAGGAUGCCAAGUCGAAGCUGAGGAAGAAGUACCAGCGAAUCUUUAAACGGCUGGAGAAGGUGGUGCCGGGGUUCUGCAGCGACAGAUGUGUGGAGGAGGGAGUACUUGUGUCCUGCGGGAUGGAGGAUGGUGGAGUGGAUGCGGGGCAAGACACAGGAGGAGACAGACGGAGACGAGAUGUGGACAAGGAUGCGUUGCUAGGGUUACUGGACAAGAACCAUGCUUUCUCACUCAAGUCAAGCCUGCCGGCCAACACUCUUAUUUCCAGACUUCAAGGAGUUCUCUUGAAUGACUUGGACGACUCCGUCAAGGAAUCCCUAGCCCCAUUCUUUGAGACGCUGAGCAGCGCUGGUGUUCCAUCCGUGCCUGGAUUGGCUUGUGAGGAGGGGCACUUAAAGCGGGGUAACAUUUGCCUGGAGUGUCCCGUCGGUACUUAUCACUCGCUAGCUUCGGAGGAGUGUGUCGGAUGUGAAUUUGGAACUUUCCAAGAUGAAGCUGGCCAAACCACCUGCAAGGCUUGCCCAGAGGGCGCCAACACAACAGACACUGGGGCAAGGAAUGAAAACUAUUGUCGCUAUGCAUGCCCUGCGGGAACGUACUCGAAAACCAGUCUGCAGCCCUGUCUAGCCUGCCCUGCUGGAACUUUUCAGUCGACAGAGGGCGCCACAUCAUGCCAACAGUGCCCCGAUGAUGCAGCGGCCCGAAACGAAGGGGCCUCAUCUUUGGAGGAAUGCAUGUUUCCCUGUGAUGCGGGAUCGUUCUCCAUGUCUGGUUACCAGCCAUGCAUACCAUGUGCACCGGGCUGGUAUCAACCAAUGAGGAAGCAGCAUGCCUGCUUGCCGUGCCCCGACGGCUCCUCUUCGGAUGAGUUGGGAGCCGUCGACGUAACAUCGUGUGUCGAGCUUGCUGUGUGCCAUGUGACGCCCUGUCAACACAACGGCACCUGCGUCAAUAGGUCCGACAUCAGUGCUUUCUGCCAGUGUGUCGACGGCUUCACCGGUGCCCAGUGUGAAACCAACAUUGACGACUGCCAGGAAGGUCUGUGUAUGAACGGAGGGACGUGUCAUGAUGAGGUGGCCGGUUACCGGUGCAAAUGCUCACCGGGAUUCAACGGCACAAACUGUGAGGUUGACAUUGACGAGUGCCAAUCGGGUCCAUGUGUUCAUGCCCUUGCUUGCCAUGACAGCAUCGACUCAUAUCGUUGUGAGUGCCUGAAAGGGUACAACGGAACCAACUGUGAGAUCGACAUAGAUGAGUGCGCUUCCGCACCGUGCCAGAACGGUGGUACUUGUCAGGAUAGGGUUUGGGGUUUUCACUGUGACUGUGGGCCCAGCUACAAAGGCUUGCAGUGUGAGACGCUUGCAAUCCCCCACUGUAAUGCUACCUCCUGCCUUAAUGGUGGGACCUGCUUGAUCUUUCCGCAUGGUCCUAGGUGUGACUGCGCACCAGGGUACACCGGCGAUAUCUGUGAUACGGACAUCGAUAAUUGUGCAGGGGUGACGUGUCUGAACGGUGGUAGCUGCGUAGACGAAGUGAUAACUUACCGUUGUAACUGCCCGCCCGGAUUUGCUGGUGCCCUGUGCGGUGUCAAUCUUGAUGAAUGCGAAUCAGACCCUUGCAUGAAUGGAGCCACGUGUAUUGAUGGAAUCAACUCCUUCAUUUGUAACUGCACCAAAGGGUUUACUGGGUUGACUUGUGAAGAAAGCAUGGACCCUUGCUCUUCUAACCCCUGCGAGAAUGGCGGUGUCUGCAUUAAUGAAGCAUCCGAUUAUCGCUGUCAGUGCCUCACGGGUUACAGCGGGAAAGACUGCGAGGUCGAUAUUGACGAUUGUCCACUAUCUUUCUGCGAUAAUGGAGGCACGUGCGUGGACCUUGUUGGCGGCUACUGGUGCAGAUGUGCGGAUGGUUUCACCGGCAGUGACUGCGAAAUCAACAUUAACGAUUGCCGUAGCAACCCUUGUCAAAAUGGCGGGCGUUGUGUGGAUGGGAUUAAUGAAGUUCAGUGCUUGUGUGCCGCGGGGUUCACCGGCGAGCGUUGCGACGUUGAUGUAGAUGACUGCACCGGGGUUCUCUGCGCUAACAACGGGAGUUGCGUUGACGAGGUGGAUGGUUUUCAUUGCGAUUGCCAGAGUGGUUUUAGCGGGAAUCUCUGCGAAACGAACAUCCAGGAUUGUUGCGAAGGUGUCUGUGAAAAUGGCGGAACCUGCCUAGAUGGGGUCAAUGCAUUCUAUUGUGUCUGCACUGAAGGUUUCACCGGUGACCGAUGCAACGUUGAUAUCGACGAUUGCGCAGGUAGCCCGUGCCUGAACGCCGGGCAGUGUAUCGACGGUGUCAAUGGUUACGCGUGUUCGUGUGCUCGCGGUUUCACUGGCACCCGCUGCGAAACCAACAUCGAUAACUGUAUCAGGGAACCGUGCAGGAACGGUGGAAGCUGUGUCGAUGAAAUCGACACUUUUCACUGCGAGUGCAUUCCAGGUUACACUGGAAGGGUGUGCGAGUUUAAUUUCGAUGAGUGUUGGAGCAGGCCAUGCAUGAACAAAGGGCGGUGUAAGGACUCUAUCAAUGCUUAUCAGUGUUUCUGUCGACGAGGAUAUACGGGCACAAACUGUGAACUGGACGUUGACGACUGUGAGAAAAAUUCCUGCCUAAAUGGAGCCACUUGUGUGGACGGAACUAACUCCUACACCUGCCAUUGUGUAGAGGGAUACAGCGGCAGGUAUUGUCAGCUGAAAGAUUACUGCGCCUUCCGUCCGUGUCUGAACAACGGAGUGUGCUACAGUCUUGACAAAGGAUACCGCUGCAAGUGCCCCGAAAACUUCCGAGGACUAAACUGCGAGACUUUGAUCCCCCCGUGCGAGAACCACAAGUGCGACAACGGAGGGACGUGCGUGGACCAACCCGAGGGCCCUGCACGGUGUCUGUGCACCGACGGAUACACCGGUACCCACUGCGAGACUCUCGUGGAUUUCUGCAUCAGUAGACCGUGCCAUAAUGGUGGUAGUUGCGUCAACGAGAUAGCUGGUUAUCUGUGCGAUUGUCCAGCUGGUUUUGGGGGGCGCAACUGUGAGGUUGACGUUGACGAGUGUCAAUCAGGACCCUGUCAGCAUAAUGGAACAUGCCAGGACGUAGUGAAUGGAUACAUAUGUGACUGUGGUCCAGGCUACACAGGUGAGCGAUGCAGCGUAGAUAUCGAUGAGUGUAUCGAUAUGCCAUGUCAGAACGGUGGGUCCUGUAACGAUGGAGUGAACAGCUACAGCUGUGAAUGUGUUGAAGGUUUCAUUGGUGACAACUGUCAGACCAAUAACAAUGACUGCGAGAGUGCCCCCUGUGAAAAUGGCGCGUCAUGUGUGGACGGAAUUAACGACUAUUCUUGUCUGUGUCUUGAAGGUUUCACCGGUAAAGAUUGCGAAGUCAAUAUCGAUGAUUGUGGGGAUAAUCCUUGUCGAAAUGGCGGUAGUUGUGUUGACGGUGUCAACGAUUUCCGGUGUCGGUGCAAAGCGGGAUUUACCGGGAAAAUGUGCUACACAAAUAUCAACGACUGUCAUGGAAUUUUGUGUAGAAAUGGAGGAAGCUGUAUUGACUACGUGGAGGACUUCUUCUGCCAGUGUCUCCCAGGAUUCACUGGGACUUUGUGCGAAGUCAAUAUUGAUGACUGCAAGGGCGUGCUGUGCGGAAAUGGAGGCACUUGCAUAGAUGGGGUAAAUGAGUUCAACUGUCAAUGUGCGCCCGGCUUCAGUGGUCCCGCGUGUGAGAUUAACAUAGAUGAUUGCCGUGGGGAGCCCUGUCAGAAUGGGGCAACGUGUGUGGAUGGAGUGGAUAGCUUCUUUUGCCAGUGUCCGCCAGGUUUUGCUGGUGAAUUUUGUGGAGUUGAUGUUAACGAAUGUUGGAGCAAACCCUGUCUGAAUGGGGCACAGUGUGUGGAUGGAGUGGAUAUCGUCACUUGCCAUUGUCAGCCAGGUUUUGCUGGUAAAAUUUGUGGAAUGGAUGUUGAUGAAUGCGGGAGCAAUCCCUGUCUAAAUGGGGCACAGUGCGUGGAUGGAGUGGAUAGCUUCACUUGUGAGUGCCUCCAGGGUUACACUGGUGACUUGUGCGGCGUUGAUGUUGAUGAAUGCGGGAGCAAUCCCUGUCUAAAUGGGGCGCGGUGUGUGGAUGGAGUGGAUAGCUUCACUUGCCAGUGUCGGCCAGGUUUUGCUGGUAAAAUUUGUGGAAUUGAUGUUGAUGAAUGCGGGAGCAAUCUCUGUCUAAAUGGGGCACAGUGCGUGGAUGGAGUGGAUAGCUUCACUUGUGAGUGCCUCCAGGGUUACACUGGUGACUUGUGCGGCGUUGAUGUUGAUGAAUGCGGGAGCAAUCCCUGUCUAAAUGGGGCGCGGUGUGUGGAUGGAGUGGAUAGCUUCACUUGCCAGUGUCGGCCAGGUUUUGCUGGUAAAAUUUGUGGAAUUGAUGUUGAUGAAUGCGGGAGCAAUCCCUGUCUAAAUGGGGCACAGUGCGUGGAUGGAGUGGAUAGCUUCACUUGUGAGUGCCUCCAGGGUUACACUGGUGACUUGUGCGGCGUUGAUGUUGAUGAAUGCGGGAGCAAUCCCUGUCUAAAUGGGGCGCGGUGUGUGGAUGGAGUGGAUAGCUUCACUUGCCAGUGUCUCCAGGGUUUCACUGGUGACUUGUGCGGCAUUGAUGUUGAUGAAUGCGGGAGCAAUCCCUGUCUAAAUGGGGCGCGGUGUGUGGAUGCAGUGGAUAGCUUCACUUGUGAGUGCCUCCGAGGUUUCACUGGCAAUUUCUGCGGCGUUGAUGUUGACGAAUGCCACAGCAAUCCCUGUAAGAAUGGUGCCCAGUGUUUGGACAAAGUAGAUGGUUAUUUGUGUAUCUGCAAGGAAGGGUUUGAAGGAGUUUUAUGUGAGAAUGAAGUCAACGAAUGCACAUCACGGCCUUGCAAAAAUGGCGCGUCGUGCGUGGAUCUCAUCAACAGCUUCAGAUGUGACUGUUUGGAUGGAUACUCGGGCAGCCUGUGUGAGACAAACAUUGACGAAUGUGCCUCCAAUCCUUGCCAGAAUAACGGCAAAUGCUUGGACGCCAUCGAUUCCUUCAGCUGCGUUUGUCGACUAGGAUUUUCCGGUCACAUGUGCCAGGUGAAUAUUGACGACUGUGCCACCAAUCGGUGCACCAAUGGCGGCAGAUGCGUGGAUGGCGUCAACAUAUUCUACUGCUUGUGUCCGCGCGGGUUUGUCGGACGUCUCUGCCAAGUAAACGUAGACGACUGUGUCUCCCAACCCUGCCAAAACGGCGGCAGUUGCUUGGACCUUGUCCACAGGUACACCUGCACGUGUGCUGCAGGUUUCACGGGUGUGCAUUGCCAGACGAACAUCAACGAUUGCCGACCAAACCCGUGUGAGAAUGGAGGCCGAUGCGUGGACGGACUAGACACAUACGGGUGCCGUUGCAUUCCUGGGUUCUCCGGCCGGCACUGUGAGGUUCGGCUGGACGAUUGCUUCAGUCGGCCAUGUCAGAACGGUGGGAGGUGCAUAGACGGGGAUCAAGACUACUCCUGCAAAUGCAUACCAGGGUUCACUGGUAAAGACUGUGAGGUGGACGUGGACGAGUGUGCAUCUGCUCCUUGUCUGAACGAGGGUAUCUGCCACGAUGAUGUCAACUCCUACAUGUGUGAGUGCCCUGAGGGCUUCACUGGCUUGACCUGUGAGGUCAACUAUGAUGACUGCGCCUCCAGUCCAUGUCUGAAUGGGGCCGAGUGCCAGGACCUACCAAGGGGUUUCAGCUGUUAUUGCCAAGAUGGUUACCGUGGCGACCAGUGUGAGGAGCAGAUUGGCCCUUGCGACGCUAGUCCGUGUCGCAAUGGGGGACAGUGCAUCCCAGACGAUGAAGAAAGCUUCCAGUGCCUGUGUCGCCGUGGUUACCAAGGAGCUGUUUGUGAGGAGGACAUCGAUGAUUGUUUGGAGCAUAUGGAGGAGUGUCUGAAUGGAGCUGUGUGCGAGGAUCGUGUGGACAGUUUUGUCUGUCAGUGUGCGCCUGGCUAUUCAGGGGACAACUGCCAACUAAAGCUGUCUUCGGACUUUGACUUGAUCUUCGGCCCCUCGAGCCUCCCGUUCACCCACCCGAUUCACAUGCAGCCUGACCUGCGUGAAUUGACCCUGUCGCUAUGGAUACGACCCGAGGGUGUGACCCGGACAGGGCCCAUCUUGUCGUACAUCGUCUACAAUGAGCGAGAGCAGCAAUCCACUUUGGACCACGGAGCCAUGAACGUUGCCUUGAGUUUACGCGACUAUGACAACAUGAUUGUACAAAUGAACAGCGAAGGAGUUGAAACAAAUUUCAGACCAGUUAGGGAAGUCGAUUGGCACCAUGUGGCCUUCACCUGGAAGGCCGUGUCUGGCGAGUGGCGUUUCUACUUUGACGGCACUCUGCGGAGACAGGGCACCGGACUGCAGACAGGCGGUGUCAUACCUGGCGGCGGCCUGCUGACCCUGGGCAGAGAGCAUGAUGGGAUACGCGGGCAGGAGGGAUCGUCGGGUAGCUUCGUCGGUCGCUUGAGUCAGGUGAAUAUAUGGCAGUUUGCAAUGAGCGACGCGGAGAUACUGAGUUUGUUUGGCAGCUGUGGUAGCAUGGGAGACGCAAUGGCCUGGCCACAGACCCUGCAAGACGGGAUCACAAUUUACCGACGACAACCAUCGCAGAUCUGUAGACGAAUUGACGACUGCGUUUCCUUGCCCUGUCGGAAUGGCGCGACCUGCCGCGACCUGGUCGACAGCUACGCCUGUGACUGCGCUGACGGGUUCGAAGGCUAUGCCUGCCAGGUAGUGAGUGCCAGCUGUAUGGUGGGUACCUGUUUGAAUGGUGGGAGGUGCCACGACAGGCCUAGGGGACCGGUGUGCGAAUGCACUCUGGGUUUCUCAGGGCCAAAGUGUGAAGAGGCUACGGACCCGUGUGCGCUACUCCAUUGUAGGAACGGUGGGUCAUGUGACCUAGGCGAAGGCAACAGACCUUUCUGUAGAUGUUCGGCUGGCUUUAGGGGACCUGUGUGCAACUACGAUAUUAAUGAAUGCGCUGUCCGUAAUGCUGGCUGUGACCAUGCAUGUGUAAACACUCAGGGUAGCUUCCACUGUGAGUGUAACGUGGGUUUUGUACUGCAUUCUGACGGCAAGUCAUGUGUUGAUUCACGACACUGCAGGCACAAUGGUAUCAUCCGACAGGCCAAUGAAGAGUGGGAGGAUGCGUGUACACAUUGCCAGUGCGUGGGUGGGAAAGCAACAUGCACUGCAGUGAUAUGCUUUGAUCCAGUGUGUCCAAAGGGACAGACGGCCGUCAGGGAGCCUGGUAAUUGUUGCCUGGUCUGCUCAGCAGGCCAGGCCAAAAAUAAAGUCAUCCCAACACCCACUGAUGGUCCAAAUGACUUGGCAUCCUGCACUGUCUACCCCAAGGGUAAUUUCCAGUCUUUUGAUUUGCGCUCCUUCCGUUUCCAUGGCAACUGUCGCUACACAAUGGCCCAGGAUUGCUCCUCGGGCAGCUUCAGCGUCCACCUAGAACUGGAACACAAAGACGCUCCCCUACAAACUCGGAGGAAGCCACUUGGCAAAAUUGUCUUUGUUUAUUUGAGUGGGGUCAAAAUUGAGCUUGGUCCGCCUGGCGUGAAAGUGGACGGCAGAUCGGUGGAGUUGCCGUUUGCGCUGAGCGAGCCUGCCGAGAUACAGAUCCACCACUUCCGUGGCAACAAAAUCCGGGUGGUGUCAGGUGUGGGAUUGGAGGUCUCCUGGGGGACGGACGGUAGAGUCCAGGUUUCAGUCGAGAGAUCUUUCCGGAGACGGUUGUGUGGUCUUUGUGGUAACUUUAAUGGGAAUAAAGCUGACGACACUCUGACCAAGCAGCAGUUGCCGAGCCGCACUAACCUUGAGUUGAUCCACAGCUGGAAGGUCAACGGCUACGAGCACUGCGUUUUACCGGCCGUCGUUCCGGAAAGUCUGUCCCUGCCGCGGCGCCUUGUCGGUCGUUUACCGGCCUGCGCCGGGCUGACCUACCGCAGCUGGCGGGAGGUCCGAGCAAAGUGCGACGUCCUGAAGCAGGCGACGUUUGCCGAGUGCCGGGAGGUGGUUGACCCAAGGAGCUUCUACGAACUCUGUCAGCAGGAUGCGUGCUCGUGCGGAGGCAACGAGCCAUGCUACUGUGAAGCCAUUGCAGCCUAUGCCCAAGAGUGCAGGCGAAAUGGAAUUAUCGUCAGGGAAUGGAGAAACAGCACAAUCUGUGGUAUGGACUGCCCUGAAACCAUGAUCUUCGAUGACUGCGGCCCGCCCUGCCUGGAGACCUGCUACAACACGGCCAAUCUGAUCGAGUUGUGUCGGCGGUUGCCCUGCGUGGCGCGCUGCCAGUGUGCAGCCGGCUUGGCGUUCCACGAGGGUCAAUGCAUCAUGAAAUCCACCUGCCCGAACCUGGUUGGAUCCAAUGGGGGUUAAAUUGGCUUAGAAACGAAAGUAUGUGUUGUCACCAGGCCUGUUUUAGGGCCAGAAGGCAGCAUGUGUGAUUGUGCUCUACUGGUCCGAAAGAUGCUGCAAAACAUGU